ACACACCCUAUUAGUAGGACACCCCAUUAUAAUAAACGAGUUGAGAAAACACUCCUGCUUCUCUCUAGGAAAGUUUCGCACCCUCAAAAGUUCGAACUUCCUUAGAUAGCUCGUCACUCCCGAUUGCUCUCCCAGACAUUCCAACGAAUUAAUCCCUGUAUAACCGUGUUCCUCUUGCUCGUAAAUCAUUUGUCUUGCAUAUCUACCGAUUGGAUUUGUAAGAAAGUGAUUGCUGAGAGAGAAUCGACCCAUUUUGGAAACCCCAGUUUCGCAGAUUGUACUGUUCAUCCCCGAUUUAGAAACUCCACUUAGAUCCCAUUGUAGACGGUUGUUUGUGGAAGAAGACGGUUCCCUGGGGGUCUCCGACCUCUGGCGAACCUCUAGCAACUGGUUUCAGGCCACCACAACGCCGCCGUACUGAAGGAAGAAAGGAUCCGUUGCGGACGGCUACUGUUCACCACAGAGCGUUGACCUCAAAUUUCUCUAAAGCCUAUCGUCCAAAUUGAAUUCUAAAGACGGUUUUGGAAGCAUCUAACCUAGGCGAAGCCAGUAGUACCGGUUUUAUCAGGUGGAAGUAAGAUUUCUAUUUCUCCCCAAAUUCUUGGGUACUGUAGCACUACGCAGGUUACUUCCUUACUUGAUUUUUUUCUGAACUCACUGCAUAUUGUGUUUAGUUUGUUGUUUGUUCCUCUGCUUCGUUAUCACUUGGCGAGUAAUUUGGAAUUUUUUCAGAUUUUUCUGGGAAGUUCGAAUUUACUUGAGUACUGUUCAUCUUCCCUUUCCUAUCUCACUGCCUGCUACAGUAAUUCCUGCGAACCUUUGACUAGUUAGGAAUUUUUUCUGGAUUCAAUACUUGUCCACUGGGGUAAAGGUUUAUACUGGUGUGUUCCUAACUUCAAGGGGGUUGUGUGAAAGUAUUUUCAAAUUUUUUGGAAAUAGUUUGGGUUGGUGAACACUGCCUUGAAUACUACUGCUUGCUUUUUCUGUAUGUUUGUGUUUUUCUUACUAACUUUUCAGGCACACUUAAGCUCUGUACUGGGGUUAGGUUAUGCAAACCUAUCCGAUGACAAAGAAAAACAAGAAGAAUCAUACUCCUCCUCCGAAGGAUAAUUCUUUUGACGCAAAGAUCAAGAUGCUUAAUGACAAGAAGGAGCUCGAAGACAAAAAGAAAAGUGGAGAUCAAGUUCUUGCUCCUUAUAUUCCCAAAAUUGCUCCAAGUCUUACUAUUAAUCCUACACAUUCAACUGUGGAAUCUUCGAAAGAAAUUACUUUUGAGAAGCAAUCUGCUUCAUCAACUGGAGUCUCUCCAAUUGGGAAUGCAAAUCACAAGAAAGAUGACUUGAUAGAGGACGAGUCCGAGACCCUUGGAUCCAUCGAUACUUACUCAGAAGCUAGCCUCGAUGCCACAUCCAAGGAUGAGAAAAAUGAAAAAAAGGGGUGGGCCAAUUUAUUUCAAAACAAUCGUUCUCUAUCCCAUGGCAUGAAGCUUGAAUUUAUCCCACCUAAGGGAGAUAUUGUGGAUUUCUCAAACCGAAAGGUGCCCUCCAUUAUUGAUAUAUGGGGAUAUUGCUUGGUGGGGAUCUUCACCGGGAGAUUUCCCGGUAUCAAAGCGGUGCUUGAUCUUGUUAAUACAUGGGGUGUUCAAUGCAAACUGAAAAAACAUGAUAAAGGAUGGACCAUAUUCCAAUUCAAAAAUGAAGAGGACCGUACCAAGGUCAUAUCCGGAGGGCCAUAUUCAUCCUAUGGUAAGGCCUUAUUUCUAAAGGUCUUAUCCGACGACUUUGAAGUUGAUGAUGAGGAAUUUCUUAAAGUCCCUAUUUGGAUCAAGCUACCCGGUCUCUCGGUCACACUAUGGAACAAAGAAGAGAUUAGUGAACUUACUUCACGGGUGGGGGUGCCUAUUGUUGCGGAUCAAGUCACUCUUACUAAAAUGAGACCUAAUUUUGCUAGAGUGCUUGUGGAGGUGGACUUAUCUAAACCGCCGAUCCUUGAAAUCCCUAUGAUUCAACCAUCCGGGAAGAAGAGAAUACAAUAUGUGUAUUAUGAAACAUAUCCUAAUUAUUGCUAUGAAUGCAAAAAAUAUGGGCAUGAUCCUUUCAAGUGUAUGAUAUUGCAUCCGGAACUUAGUGAAAAAGUGCAAGAAGAGGCGACUACUACCAAAAGCAUUACAUUGAAGCAAAUUCAGCCUAAUGUGGUUACUAAUGGUCAAACCGAGGAGACCUCUUUCCAAUUGGUGGUACCAAGGAAGAAUAAAAACCAAUCCUCAACAAAAAAGAACCCGAAUGCCACCAAAGUGGCCCCUAAGGUGGCUGGUUCUACAGUUCCCAGUGGGCCGAAUUUAAAUCUUGGAAAGAAAUUUGUUUGGAGAGGAAGAAAGAUCAAAAGUGUGCACCAAUUGCUCUCGGAUGACAUUAUAGUUGAUUUUGAUACCGAGGAGGAUGGUGCGACGGUUGUUUUUGUUAAAAAACAACAACAAAUCAAAGGGCAAACCCCGGUGGCAAGACUUGACAUUCAUACGCUUAAGGAAGCUCAAAAGGAUUCACCGGCAAUCUUUAUCACGGACCCUUGCUUGGUGGGCCUCCCGGGUGUAAAGCGUGCCAAAAAAUGGUAUAAUUUUAAUAAAGAAAUUUUUAUUCCUAACAUUGCAUCUUUCUUUGAUCUUGAAGCUAGGCAUAAUGUUGAGUUCGCACGUGCAAGAGAACAAGCAAUGGAAGUUGAGGAAAGGAUUAAAGUGGAAAGGCGUUCCAAGGCCAAAGCCGCGGCUCAAUUGCAUGACCCGAUAUAUGUGAGGAAGAAACCAUACAAGGAUUGGGGGGAACGUCUAGUCAAUAAUGUUUAUGAACUAGAUGAGGAAGAUGUGAUUACGUGCAUGGAGUUUGAUACGGAUGGGCAUAGAAUUGUAUAUGCAGGGAAGAGGGAACUUCUCCCUUUUAGUAUGCCUAUAUAUCGAGUGGGUCCUGACUUCAAAAGGGCAAAUUUUGAGGAUCCCGGCAUGAGCUUCACUCUUGAGUGCAUCCGCGAACUGCCUGGAGUCAGCCGCGAGGGAGCAUGGUUUAAUUUUGACACUUCUAUUUUUAUUCCUAAGGUUGUUGCCUUUUUUGAUGAUAACAGUAUAGAGAAUGUGGAAGCCCGAAGGGCAAUGAAGGAAGCGCAAAUAAAAGGAAAAGCGAAAGAGAAUGGGGAUGAUUCGGAGGAAGACCGCACCUCCAACCCGGAUGAUUUGGAUGAUUAAGGUUGCUUCGUGGAAUGUAAGAGUUUUAAGGCGUAGGGCAUUAUGGGAGCAUCUCACGUCGCUUGGUGACCUAAUUA
This is a messenger RNA of Cuscuta epithymum, 3309 nucleotides long. The record is from the annotation of a GenBank genome assembly. NCBI's taxonomy places the organism in Eukaryota, Viridiplantae, Streptophyta, Magnoliopsida, Solanales, Convolvulaceae.